UCCCUGUGGCUCUCUGCGCUGGGCUUGUGGCUGGUGUGUGUCUCCUCUGUCCUCUCUGCCAAAUGCCCCAAACAGUGUGUGUGUGAUCAGAUCCAACUCACUGUGGCCUGUGUUAACAAAAAUCUCACUGAAGUACCACCAACCAUCGAUGAGAUCACAGUGAAGUUGGACCUCCGCAGUAACGACAUCCAGGAGCUGCCCACUGGAGCUUUCAGACACUCCCCAUACCUGACCCACCUGUCCCUGCAGCGCUGCAACAUCCGCAGGGUCCGGGAGGGUGCGUUCCGGGGCCUGGGACGCCUGGUCCUUCUCAACCUGGCAAAUAACAACAUUGAAAUCCUCUAUCAGGAGUCUUUGGAUGGGCUGUCCUCCCUGAAGCAGCUGAUGUUGGAUCGGAAUCGCCUAGAGGAGAUCCAGCCCGGGGCCUUCUCUCAGCUGGGCUUCCUCAAUCUGCUCUCCCUCACACACAACCAGCUGGUCUACAUGCCAAACAUGGUCUUUCAGGGUCUACAGAACAUCAAGCUGCUGCGUCUGAGCCACAACUCUCUGAACUACCUGGACACAGAGGCGUUUGCUGGGCUCGUCACCCUCACACGACUUACUCUGGAUAACAACGAGCUACAGUUCUUCCCCAGCGAGACCAUGACCCGACUUCCAGAAGUGACCCGCCUGGAGAUGAGCCACAAUCCUAUGACAUACUUGGGGGAGGAGGCCAUCGCCAUGCCCAAGCUCACCCACCUCUUCUUGGACCACAUGUCUCUGCAGGACAUGUCCAACAGCGCCGUGUCUAAGUGUCCCAGCCUCGUGCACCUGGACCUCAGCCACAACCAGCUGCGCGUCAUUCAACCCUUCUCUCCUGGGACACCCAGCCUGGCCCGAGUCAACCUGGCAGGGAACCCCGUCUACUGCAACUGCUACCUGCGACCACUACGGGAGUGGGCCAUCAGUAGUAAGGUGAAGCUGCUUGGCACAUGUGGGGGCCCGGCUCAUCUAUCCGGGGAGACCAUAGAGGGGGUCUACCCCUCAGAGCUGCGCUGUCAGAGCCACGAGGCCAUGCUGAGGGCAGAGUACGAGGAGGCCACCAGGAACACCCCCCCUCCCACCGCAGAACCGGAGAACAAGUUUAAGUGUCCGGCUAACUGUGUUUGUCAGGCAGAGAUGCACCACUCUUCAUGUGAAAACCGCGGACUCACCAAAAUCCCCAAAGGUUUCGACCCCACCACACGACUCCUGGACCUCAGGGGGAACCACUUCCACUACCUCCCCAGUGGCAGCUUCCCCGGGGUGGGCCAGGUGGUCUCUCUGCAUCUGCAGCGUUGCAAAAUUGUGGACAUCGAGGAGGAGGCAUUCAGCGGCAUGAAGGGGCUUGUCUACCUGUAUCUGUCAGAGAAUGACCUCGCGUCGAUCAGUCCGGGGGCUUUCAAAGGCUUGCCACAGCUGACCUACCUUUACCUAGAGAAGAACAAGUUCACCGUCUUCCCUAAAGCAGCCUUCAGAUUGGUACCCAGUUUGUUGGCGCUUCACCUGGAGAACAACUCUAUCAGCAGACUGGAGCCGGGCCUCCUCACUGGGGUGGAGAACCUCAGAUCUCUGUACCUGACUGGGAACAGCAUCAAGCACAUGGCCCCACGAGCUCUGGAGCAAGCGACCAACCUGGACACUCUUCACCUGGGGGGGAACAAGCUGAAGGAUGUGCCCACAGAAGCCCUGAGAGGACUAGGGAGCCUCAGGGACCUCCGGCUUACUGGAAAUCCUAUUCUGUGGGUGGGGCCCAACGCCUUCAAGCCUGUAGAGAGGUCACUGAAGGAGCUGUACCUGAAUAAGAUGGGGCUUGAAAGGAUGUCCCCAGACUCUCUGGCAGGACUCGGUCCAGGCCUGAGGAGUUUCUUUCUGGAAGGGAACCUUCUAGAGGAGGUGCCUGACCUUCGGUCCUUCAGGUCUCUGGAGGUCAUCAACCUGGCUGACAACCCUCUUAUGUGUGACUGCCCCCUGCUGCCUCUGCGCAUCUGGAUUGAAAAGGUCAACCUGAAAGUACGUGCCACCUGUGCCAAUCCCCCAGAGGUCAAAGGUCGCAGGGUCAAAGAUGUCCACACAUUCAGAGCCUGUCCUGGUGGAGAGAGUCUUCCCUCUCGUCCGACAACCACCCUGCAGCUGUCCAGGACGCCCAAAGCUACAAAACCAAAGCCACCGCACCUCAACCGAAAGAGACAGGUGAAAAUGGUCAAAGCCAAGCCCAAGACAAACCACAAGAAUCAGAACUCGAAAAGCACCAAGAGACGCUGAAUGGCCUAAGUUACUAUUUGCAUUUUUAUUAUGGACUUUUUAUAAGUAUGCGUACUUUUAUACCAUUAUCAAGUACAGAUUUUCACCAUCUUGUGCAAAACAGUUUAAUGGAUAACCGAUAUGCUAGAUAUU
This is a messenger RNA of Periophthalmus magnuspinnatus, 2415 nucleotides long. It is a transcript of the gene chadlb, whose product is annotated as chondroadherin-like b. Bases 385 to 2283 code for a protein of 632 amino acids. The record is from RefSeq and is a predicted model, not a curated record. NCBI's taxonomy places the organism in Eukaryota, Metazoa, Chordata, Actinopteri, Gobiiformes, Gobiidae. The transcript has 10 exons. Gene Ontology annotation, cellular component: plasma membrane. Gene Ontology annotation, molecular function: protein binding.